AUGAAGGUCCAGAUCCAGCUCGCACCCAUCGCCUUCUUCGGGCUGUUUGCCCGUGCCAUUGCACGAGAUGUCACAGUUUCGGCAGCAUCGUAUGUUGGCAAGGCGACUUCGGAUUCCUAUCCUCCAUCGGGUACCGCCGUAGACUCCACAGCCUUUCCUCCGGAGCCGGAGGUCGGCUUCCCUGGACCAACCCCGACCGGAGUAGAGCCCGCCGCCGCUCAGACAGCUCCGGUGUACCCCUACAACAAUGGCCCUUCUAAUCAAUUUCCGCUCCUGGCCCCGCAGCCACACGGCGAGGACGAGUCGUCCAAAUUUGACAUCAGCAGGUACUGGGGUAACCUGUCGCCAUGGUAUUCGCUGUCAUCGGCGGAUUACGGUCUGCCCGAUGCAAGCCCACUUGCUCCGGAAGGCUGCACUAUCACUCAGCUGCAUCUCCUUUACCGGCACGGAGCGCGGUACCCGACCAGCGGCGCGGCUCCUGCGCAAUUCGCCUCCAAGCUCGUGAAUGCUACCGAGAAGGGGUUUGAGGUCACCGGCGACUUGACUUUCUUGUCUAAUUGGACGUAUAAGCUUGGUGCUGAGCUUCUCACUCCAUUUGGCAGGAGCCAGAAUUUCCUCCUUGGUGUGCAAUACCGCCAGCUAUAUGGUGAGCUACUCAACAACUUCACCAAGGCAGGCGCAAUCCCAGUCUUCCGUACAGAGUCCCAGGACCGUAUGGUCAAGACAGCAGAGAACUUUGCAGCUGGAUUUUUCGGGGUUCCGGAGUACCUUGACCAAGUGAACAUCGAAAUCCUCGUAGAGACUCCCGGAGUGAACAACUCAGGAGCGCCCUACGAAGUAUCUGGGCUCAACUUCACUCCUACGGACGCGAUUGCCAUGCUGCAACUCUGCUCGUAUGAGACUCAUGCGCUGGGCUACUCGUCGUUCUGUCCACUCUUUAGUGAAGCGGAUUUCUUGAACUACGAGUACUACUACGACCUUUCGUUUUACUACAACAAUGGUCCGGGGUCCCCCGUCUCUGCCGCCCAAGGUCUAGGGUAUCUUCAAGAAUUCGUCGCCCGAUUUACUGGCGAGUAUCCCAAAGGCUGGUCGGCUCUGAACAGAACGUACGACAACUCGUCAACGUAUUUCCCUUUGAAUCAGUCUAUUUACGCAGACGCUACCCACGAAGUAGUGGUCCUGGAUACCUUGACCGCAUUCAACCUCACGGCGCUUUUUGAAGGUCCCCCGCUCAGCAGCACAGGCAAUAGGAAGGACAACAGCUUCAUUGCCAGUAAGAUUGUGCCAUUUGCAACGCACUUCACCGUCCAGGUCCUCGAGUGUCCGAGCUACAACUCCACUAAGCAGAUUAGGUUCAUUGUAAAUGACGCGGUUGUCCCCGUCUCAAAGUCCUAUUCCGGCUGUCCGGAUGACCCUUAUGGUCUCUGUUCCUUCGAUAACGUUGUCUCCGUUCUGAAGGAUCGCAUUGAUGAGAUUGACUACAACUACGACUGCUUCGCGAACUACACAGCAACAGUGGGGAAAAACUACAAUGGCAGAGCACCAAAGUCUUAG
Messenger RNA from Phaeoacremonium minimum UCRPA7, 1554 nucleotides. Its product is annotated as putative phosphoglycerate mutase-like protein. NCBI's taxonomy places the organism in Eukaryota, Fungi, Ascomycota, Sordariomycetes, Togniniales, Togniniaceae. The transcript has 5 exons. The record is from RefSeq and is a predicted model, not a curated record. Bases 1 to 1554 code for a protein of 517 amino acids. Gene Ontology annotation, molecular function: acid phosphatase activity.